ACAUAUGUUGCUCUACUGCACGUGUUGAUAGUUUGCAACGCAUAUUAUUUUAAAUUGCUAUUUAACUAAACAAAAUGGGCCGCAAUAAUCGCUCGCGCAAGCGCCGCGAUGAGAUGAACAAGAUAAAGAAGGCACGCUACGAUGCCAAGGAGCUGAUACGUCUGAAGAAAACGCUUGGACUGCUGGACGCCGAUGGCAAAGAGAUUGCAAUGGAAGUUGCCGAAGUAGCAGAGAUUAAGACAGCCAAGGAACUUAAGAGAGCGGCCAAAUCCAAAGAAGAACAAGAAUUGCGCUUUGAACACCAAGAGAGUCUGGAGAAGGGCAGCCAAGUGGUGCAGGUCAACGAGAAAUCAGGCGUAGAGCAUGUGUUCAACAGCAAAACGCUUAAAGAUCAGUUUGGCAACUACCCAGCCUGGUUUAAGAAGAAGAAGACUGCCAAGCGCCUACGCAAGAAGCAACAUUCGCAGAAGAAGAACUUCAAACAAGCUUGGACUACGGUCAAUGUGCCGUUGUAAAAAGCACCUCUAGCUGUUAAGUUUAU
Molecule: messenger RNA, 541 nt
Organism: Drosophila busckii
Lineage: Eukaryota; Metazoa; Arthropoda; Insecta; Diptera; Drosophilidae
Product: protein LLP homolog
Exons: 2
Coding region: 75-515 (146 amino acids)
Biological process (GO): dendrite extension
Cellular component (GO): nucleolus
Molecular function (GO): RNA binding
Source: RefSeq, a predicted model, not a curated record